Messenger RNA from Lycium barbarum (goji berry), 1257 nucleotides. RefSeq names its product cytochrome c1-2, heme protein, mitochondrial-like. The coding region runs from base 380 to 871 and encodes 163 amino acids. Gene Ontology annotation, biological process: mitochondrial electron transport, ubiquinol to cytochrome c. Gene Ontology annotation, molecular function: electron transfer activity; heme binding. NCBI's taxonomy places the organism in Eukaryota, Viridiplantae, Streptophyta, Magnoliopsida, Solanales, Solanaceae. The record is from RefSeq and is a predicted model, not a curated record. The transcript has 3 exons.
UUGAAACUCUUUAACUCCUUUCAUUUCGAAGCAACAUUCUAGGAUUCGCCUUAAAGGAAUUUGUAGAUCGCAGUAAGUUGAUUGCUGCGGUAAUAAGGGAGUUAUGUUAAAUUAUUAGUUCCUUAUUAGGCGUAUUGACUUUUGGGUAAAAUAAUCAAAUCUGUUGAGUUAUGUUUCACUAUGUGAUGUUUUGUAUUGUAACAUUUUUGGUUGACUGACAGAGGUCUAUCGAAAACAGCGUCUCUACCCCACAAAGGUGGGAUAAGGUCUGCGUACAUCCUACCGUCCCCAGACAACACUUGUGGGAUUACAAUGGGCCUCUCCAAUUCUAUCAUCCAUUGUUUCCAAGAAAGCUCAAGAAGAAUUUGGAUCUUUUGGCAUGAAGUCCUUCAGAACAUUGGCACUCAUUGGAGCGGGUGUAUCUGGACUCGUAGGUUUUGCGACAGUAGCAUCUGCUGAUGAGGCUGAACAUGGAUUGGAGUGUCCAAUCUAUCCUUGGCCUCACGAAGGCAUUCUUAGUUCAUCUGAUCACGCUUCGAUUCGUCGUGGUCACCAGGUUUAUCAACAAGUAUGUGCAUCUUGUCAUUCAAUGUCACUUGUGUCAUAUCGUGACUUGGUCGGGGUGGCAUAUACAGAGGAGGAAGUAAAGGCUAUGGCAGCUGAGAUUGAGGUGGAGGAUGGGCCUAAUGAUGAGGGUGAAAUGUUUACUCGUCCUGGUAAACUGAGUGAUUGCUUUCCUCAGCCAUAUCCAAAUGAAGCAGCUGCUAGAUUUGCUAAUGGAGGAGCCUACCCUCCAGAUUUAAGUCUUAUUACAAAAGUAUUGUUAAUGGAGGAGCCUACCCUCCAGAUUUCUUUUUGUUAUUGUACUUAAUGUUGUGGUCCGAAAAAUAAAUUAUCCCUAACAGAUGACACAUGAACAUGGUGAAUGUAACUGAAGUAGGAUAGGAUAAGUCUCCAGCCCUUGUGAUAUGUUCGAUACUGCGGCUGAGAGGGCAGGGUUUGUGAACUAAUUUGACACUGUGAAGCAUCUUAGUCUAAUGUUGUAGACUAACUUAGUGUAGAUCUACUAGUUUAAUGUUUUGUGGAUGUUUGCAAAGGUUGAAGUGGUUUAAUGUUGUGUAGAUGUUUGCGAAUGUUGAAGUAGCUUAAUGUCUCUUCGGAACGUUUGAAUGACGUUUUGAUUCAACUUUGAAGUAGUUUCGAAUUGAAUUUGACGUAUUGUUGGUUGUGAUAUAUGUGUUUGUUGAAGUAGCUUAA